Molecule: messenger RNA, 1983 nt
Organism: Tarenaya hassleriana
Lineage: Eukaryota; Viridiplantae; Streptophyta; Magnoliopsida; Brassicales; Cleomaceae
Exons: 9
Coding region: 108-1748 (546 amino acids)
Molecular function (GO): DNA binding
Source: RefSeq, a predicted model, not a curated record
AAUUCGAAAUUUCAUUCCGCCGGAAGGUUUCUCCUUUAUUUGCUCCUCCUUUUCACUCUGUGAGUUGCAGAGAGAGAGAGAGAGAGAGAGAGAGAGAGACGUCGGAGAUGCCGACGGAGACAGUGGAGGAGGAGUGCGAGGACUGGUGCUUCGUCUGCAAAGAUGGCGGUGACCUAAUCAUCUGUGAAUACCCGAAGUGCACGAAAGUUUAUCACCGUGAUGAUGAUUGCAUUGCAAAGGGUAAAUCAGUCACAGAGAGCGGGGACGGCUUCAUCUGUAAUUGGCACAGUUGCUACCUGUGUGGGAAGGCCUCAAAGCUACGGUGUUUCUGCUGUCCACAUGCUCUAUGUAGAGGCUGUGUUGCUAUUUCCGAGUUCUCAUGUAUUAAAGGGGAUAAAGGGUUAUGUAACGAAUGCAUGGGAGAAGUCUUGACUCUAGAAGAAAUUCGGGAAUAUGCUCCUGCUGGGAUAGACUUAAAAGAUCCGGAUACAUUUGAGUGUCUGUUUCUUGAGUAUUGGGACAUAAUAAAAGGCCGUGAAGGUUUAACUGUCGAAGAUGUGCGCUCUGCAAAUCCCCGAAAAAAGAGAGGCAAACGAAAGUACAAAGAAGAUCCCAAAUUUUCACCGUCUGAUAGUGAGAAUGAGGACGCAGAAGAUUACAGACCAACACACAAAAAGAAGAGAAUGAAUUUUAGCAGAAGGGGAACAAAGCCCCUUGUCGAUUUCCUAAAAUCCAUAGGGAAGGAUACUGGUGAAAAACUGGAACAUUCUGAUGUGGUUUCAAUUAUCCGCGGAUACAUCUUCGAUAAGAACCUGCUUGACGAUAAAAAGAAGAAAGUUCAUUGCGAUGAAAAGCUGCAUCCCAUCUUCAGGAGAAAGUCAGUGCGAAUGAAGAGUAUUCAUAAUCUUCUGAAAACUCGCUUUGAAGAGAACUUUGAACUAUUAGAAGACGACAUCAUAUGUUUGGAAGAAGAUUGUUCCAGUGAGAAACGUGAAAAUGUGUUGGUGCCAUGUAAGAAGCAUGAGAAGUCAGAUGAGAAAGCCAGCGAAAAGGAAGCCAAAACCGAAGUCCGGUCAAGUGGGCUUGCGUCAAUUAAUGCAGACAAUAUUAAACUUGUUUAUCUGAGGAAGAGCUUAGUCGAAGAGCUAUCGAAGAAGAAUGAGAGCUUUGAGGAAAAAGUGGUGGGAAGUUUUGUGAAAGUGAAGAAUGAUCCUCGAGAAUGUAUCCAUAGGAAUUAUUACCAGUUGUUGCCGGUUACAGGCCUUAAAAGGAAUUCAACUGCUGAUGACCCGAGCAGAGGUGUACUUCUUCAUGUUUCUGGUGUGUCAAGUCAUGUUUGCAUUUCUAAGCUGGAUGAUUCUGACAUAACUGAGGAAGAUAUUGAAGAUUUGAAGCAAAAGGUUAUGAAUGGCCAUUUGAGACAACCAACUGUGUUGGAGAUGGAAGAGAAGGCUAAGGUUCUGCACGAGGACGUUACAAGACAUUGGAUUGCAAGGCAGCUUGUCAUUCUACGGAACUGCAUUAACCAUGCGAACGAGAAAGGAUGGAGGGCCGAGCUGCUCGAGUAUCUAGAGCAGAGAGACCUGCUCGAGAAACCUGCAGAGCAAGAAAGGUUAAUAAGACAAACGCCAAGGAUCAUUGAAGAUGUUGUCGAGGUUAAGAGAAGCUCUUCAUCUUCUUCAGGCGGCGCAAGCAGACAAUGUGUAAGCAGCAGCAGCCUGACAGAGGAAGUAAUCGAUGUUGAUUAAUCAAGAUGUUGGUUUGGGUACAGAGGGAUAGACCAGAACCCUAGCUGCUCCUGUUUUUUUGGGUGUUGACCAUUGCCCAUCUCUGCAUCAACAUGGAAUCUUAGAUUUUGUCUAUGUACAUAUAUGUCUAGGAGACUUUUUUUGGACAAUGCCAAUGAUCAAGUGAAGUCCCAAUGAACAUAUUUAUGAAAGAGUGAUCACACGAGUAGUAGAAUUGGUCAAAUCUUUCAAUCCA